Gadus morhua (Atlantic cod) is the source of this 4284-nucleotide messenger RNA. RefSeq names its product protocadherin beta-3-like. Gene Ontology annotation, cellular component: plasma membrane. Gene Ontology annotation, molecular function: calcium ion binding. The transcript is spliced from 2 exons. The record is from RefSeq and is a predicted model, not a curated record. Gene Ontology annotation, biological process: homophilic cell-cell adhesion. NCBI's taxonomy places the organism in Eukaryota, Metazoa, Chordata, Actinopteri, Gadiformes, Gadidae. The coding region runs from base 145 to 4284 and encodes 1379 amino acids.
UCCUGUCUUUCAUGGGAAUCCCUUUAUGCGUAGGCUACAUAAGGUUCAUUCUUUGUUUAGCAACGAAGAAACCAAGAGUUGGAUUACCGUGAUAUUGAAUCAUAUUCAAGGAAUAUAAGUGCUAAAGGUAUCGCCGUUUGGAAGAUGGGGGACAAAAGAUUAUUGUCGCAUGGAAUUCUUUACCGCUUGGCUUUUUUGUUUCAGACGAUGAGCAUUGUGAACGGAGAUUUUAGUUUUUCUAUUCCAGAGGAUAUUAAACACGGAUAUGUGAUCGGAAAUAUAGCUAAGGAUCUUGGCCUUGAUAUCAGCAGACUAUCAUACCGAAAGGCCCGAGUGGAUUGGGAUGGAAAUCGCAAAAAAUAUUUUGAGAUUGAUCCGACCACUGCGAAUUUAAUCACAUCGCAGGGAAUGGAUCGAGAAAGUCUUUGUGGAAAGAAAGCGUCUUGCAUCCUUAAGGUGGACCUCGUUUUGGAGAAUCCUUUAGAGCUUCAGCAUUUAACGAUACAAAUUAUGGAUGUAAAUGACAACGCACCACACUUUAAAUCGGAUACGAUCGAAUUAGACAUAUGGGAGUCCGCAGAGAAAGGGACGCGUUUCUCUAUCGAAGAGGCCCGCGACGCAGAUAUUGGUCAGAACUCGGUUCAAAGGUACAAUCUACAAAAGAAUGAGCAUUUUUCUCUAGCUGUUGAAAACCACCAAGUCGAACUUGUACUUGAGGAAAGACUUGACAGAGAGAAAGAGAAAGAAAUUAGCAUUAUUCUCACGGCUCUGGAUGGGGGUUCUCCUCAGAGAUCAGGUACAGUAGUUAUACACGUCACUGUGUUGGACGCUAACGAUAACGCCCCGGUGUUUAGUCAGGCCGUUUAUAGAACCAGUCUGCUUGAAAACUCUCCUUUAGACUCCGGAAUAAUCACAGUGAUUGCUACUGAUGCGGAUGAAGGAAUAAACGGUGAAAUAACGUAUGAUUUUGGUAAUGUUUUGGAGGAAGAUGAAAAAAUAUUUUCAAUGAAUUAUAAAACAGGCGAAAUAACACUGAUUGGCGCACCUGAUUUUGAGGAAGUCAGCUCUUAUGAAUUAGGAAUUAAAGCUAAAGAUGGUUUAGGGCUAACCUCAUAUUCCAAAGUCAUUGUAGAUAUUAUUGAUUUUAAUGACAACAGUCCAAUGAUAUUUAUUAAGUCUCUCACUAACCCAAUACCUGAGAAUAUUCCAGAUGGCACAGAGGUGGGAAUUGUUAAUGUUCAAGAUAGGGACUCUGAGGGGAACGGGCAGGUCCAGUGCUCCAUUCCACAGGACGUACCGUUUAAAUUGAUCCCCUCCAUCAAAAACUAUUUUUCACUUGUGACAGCGGGCCAACUAGACCGUGAAAUAGUAAGGGAUUACAAUGUAACCAUCACAGCGACUGAUGGGGGCUCUCCACCUCGAUCUACCGCUGAAGUGGUUCCGCUAUCUGUGGCAGACAUCAAUGACAACCCUCCUGCAUUCCAGGAACAGUCGUACACAGCCACCAUGACUGAAAAUAACAAACCUGGCUCAAGUUUGUCAUCCGUCGAGGCCCGAGACCCAGACUGGAGACAAAACGGCACCGUUACCUAUUCUAUUCUACCUGGCAACGUCAACGGUGCCCCGGUGUCUUCCUAUUUUUCCGUUAGCGGAGACACCGGGGUCAUCCACGCUGUGAGGGCGUUUGAUUACGAACAGUUUAGGAGCUUUAAGGUCCAGGUGAUGGCCAGAGACAACGGUUCUCCUCCACUCAGCAGCAACGUGACUGUGAGUGUCCUCAUAACGGAUGUAAAUGACAACACUCCUCAGAUCCUUUACCCCACCCCAGAGGGAAACUCCUUCAUGACUGAACUGGUACCGAAAGCUGCACAAGGUGGUUCUCUGGUUUCCAAGGUAAUAGCAGUUGAUGGGGACUCUGGACAGAACGCCUGGCUGUCCUAUCAUAUCAUUAAGUCCACUGAUCCGGGACUAUUUGUUAUCGGUCUGCACAGUGGUGAAAUCAGAACAAAGCGAGACAUUGCAGAAUCUGACAACACAAAACAGAAUCUCGUUAUCGCAGUGAAAGAUAACGGCCAGCCAACUUUAUCAGCCACCUGUGCGGUGCAUUUACUAAUUUCCGAUAAUUUAGCGGACGUCUCAGAAAUGAAAGAGACAUCUUCUGAGGUCAACGGCUUCAAACUGACGUCCUAUCUGAUCAUCGCCCUGGUGUCUGUCUCCACCUUCUUCAUCACCUUCAUCGUGGUGGUGCUGGGCGUAAGGUUCUGUCGGAGAAGGAAGCCCCGUCUGUUGUUUGAUGGAGCGGUCACCAUCCCCGGAGCCUAUCUGCCACCACACUGCGCGGAGCUGGACGGCACGGGAACCUUAAGGAGCACGUGCAACUACGACACCUACCUGACGACGGGAUCCAGAACCAGCGACUUCAAGUUCGCCCAUUCUUAUAACGACUGUACCCUCCCCGCUGACCACACUUUGAAAAAAGUUUCAGCAGAUUUUACCGAGGCGUUUCAAGACAACGAGGAAAUCUGUGAGAGAUCAGGUACUGUAGCCAUCCACGUCACGGUGCUGGAUGCUAAUGACAACACCCCGGUGUUUAGUCAGGCCGCGUAUAAAGCCAGUAUUCCAGAAAACGCUCCUUUAGACACUAUAGUAGUUGUAGUUCGUGCUUCUGAUGCAGAUGAAGGGGUUAAUGGUGAGGUGACAUACGGCCUGGAUCACAUCUCAGAUAGCGGUAAUGUGUUUUCUCUAGAUUCAAAAAGCGGCGAGGUGAGAGUUAUUGGGUCUAUAGAUUAUGAAGAAGAGUCAUCAUAUGAAAUUCAAAUCAGCGCAAAAGAUGGCCUUGGAUUGGCCUCGUACUCCACGUUGAUGAUCGAUGUGACUGACGUCAACGACAACGCGCCUGAGAUCUAUCUGAAAUCUCUGACCAACCCAAUUGCAGAGGACGUCCUCCCCGGUACCGAGGUGGGAAUAAUUAACGUCCACGACGAAGACUCAGACAGUAACCGACAAGUGCGCUGCUCGAUUGAGCAAAACGUACCCUUCAAAAUGAUACCAUCCAUUAAAAACUAUUAUUCUCUCGUAACUACCGACCAACUGGACCGGGAGCUGGUCACCAACUACACUGUUACAGUCUUCGCCACGGACGAGGGCUCGCCCCCAAUGACGUCCACCAAGACAUUUCAGCUUUCUGUAGCGGACGUUAACGACAACCCGCCGGUGUUCGCUGAGCAAGCAUACAAGGCCUACGUUUCAGAAAAUAACAAACGUGGCUCUACCCUAUGUUCGGUGACAGCUCAAGACCCAGACUGGAGACAAAACGGAACUGUCUUUUUUUCUCUUUUACCUGGUGCAAUCCACGGUGCCCCAGUUUCUUCGUUUUUGUCCAUUAUCGGAGACACCGGCGUAAUACAAGUUGUUAAAUCGUUUGAUUAUGAACAGUUCAGGAGUUUUACGUUCGGUGUGCAUGCCAGGGACAACGGAUCCCCUCCGCUCAGUAGCAACGUGACUGUCAGCGUUUUUAUCACGGAUCGAAAUGACAACACUCCUCAAAUCCUGUAUCCCGCCUCAGAGGGGAACUCUUUCUUGACUGAACUGGUUCCCAAAUCUUCACACGGAGGUGCGUUGGUUUCCAAGGUGAUAGCGGUUGAUGGGGACUCUGGACAGAACGCCUGGCUGUCCUAUAAGAUCAUUAAGUCCACUGAUCCGGGACUUUUCAAAAUCGAUCUGCACAGUGGGGAGAUCAGGACCCAGCGAGACAUUUCCGAGACUGAUAACAUGAAACACAAUCUUAUUGUGGCAGUGACAGAUAACGGACAGCCCACCCUUUCUAUCACAUGUACCAUCUAUCUACUGAUUUCUGAUAAUCUCUCUGAGGUUCCGGAGCUGAAAGACUUGUCCUAUGACGACAACAAUUCUCAACUGACAUUCUAUCUGAUAAUCGCUCUGGUGCUGGUCUCCAUGCUUUUACUGACUUUCAUUAUAAUUAUCCUGGGUGUUCGUUUCUGUCACAAGACGAAGCCACGGAUGAUUUUUGACGGCGCAGUUGCAAUUCCCGGCGCAUAUCUCCCAAGUUACGCAGAGGGUGACGGAACAGAGACAAUGCGGAGCGCCUACAACUAUGACGGUUAUCUUACUACAGGGUCUCGAACCAGUGAUUUUAAAUUCGUCACAUCCUACAACGACGCCACGCUGCCUGCCGACCUGACACUGAGGAAAACUGAUUUUGGAGAUAUGUUUGGAGAUUCAGAAGGGUCACCAGAGGUAGGAAAACCACCCGCACUUCAGUAG